Messenger RNA from Rhizopus microsporus ATCC 52813, 1158 nucleotides. RefSeq lists its product as uncharacterized. The coding region runs from base 1 to 1158 and encodes 385 amino acids. NCBI's taxonomy places the organism in Eukaryota, Fungi, Mucoromycota, Mucoromycetes, Mucorales, Rhizopodaceae. The transcript has 2 exons. The record is from RefSeq and is a predicted model, not a curated record. Gene Ontology annotation, biological process: regulation of DNA-templated transcription. Gene Ontology annotation, molecular function: DNA-binding transcription factor activity.
AUGAUGAACUUCGAAGACGUUGUUAAUAUGGACUGGGUGUCCAAUGAAGAAGUGCUAACCCCAGAUUACUCUUCUUUCUUUGUUGAUCAGCAAAACAAUUUUAUCUUGGAUCAACCAUUGCCCCCCCUUCCUUCUCCAGAACAACAACAACAACAACAACAACAAGAACCUGUCAAGGGUGAGAUAACCAUGCAUACCUUGGAACAGAUUAAGCAAUUGAUCGAGUUGGCUAAACAGCAGCUCGCCGCAAGAGAGCAAGAAAUACAGACUGCUGCGCCUUCUGUUAUAUUUGCUCCUCCUGCAGAGAAUAAAGAAAGCAAUGAGAAUAAUAAUGAAAAUACUGCUACGGAUACUAGCAUGAGAGACGAAGACGCCAUCCAAGACUAUAAGCAAUUUGAAGAAGAGUAUGACUUGAUAAAGAAAGGAGAUAAGCAUAAUGAAGAAACUGUUACUACUUUAGAAGCCUAUGCUGCGGCUGAUGGAAUCGAUCUAAAGAAAUUGACCUCCAAAGAACGUCGACAAUUACGUAAUAAAAUAUCUGCAAGAAAUUUCAGAGUUAGAAGAAAAGAAUACAUCACUUCCUUGGAGGAACAAGUGGCUGAACACAAAAAAACAGCUGAAGAAUUAAAAGAAAAAUUAACCAAAGUUGAAGAAGAAAACAAGACGUUGAAGAAAGAAAUGGACGUCUUGAAGAGACAAAACCAACAACUUUUGUCUAUGCAACAACAACAACAGCAACAACCUUCAUCACCACGCGUUUCUGCAUCAUUACCCAAGCCUAAUAUUAACAAGGAUAUCAGUUUGUUAGGUACAAAGCCUACAGAAUCUUAUCGUCAUCAACAAGACCAUCACUGUAUUCUUGUCUCCAACGCAGUUAUGCCCGUUUGGGAUUACAAGACUAUUUUACAGGAUGCCAAGAAACAUAAAGAAUCAGCCUUGUUUCGAGAAUUGGCUGGUCAUUUUCUGCUAUUUGUCGUACAAAUUGCAACAUCGCUUCAACCCAAACCAUACAUGCCUGAUGAACUUCAAUUCUCACCCAAGACUAAGUCCACUUCAUACAUGGAGUAUUUAUAUGAUACAUUAAUUCAAGCUUCCUUGGUCAGCAGCUCAACAGUUGACAAAUCUUUUCUUUGGUCUGAUAGCCCUUUUGUAAUUUAA